Bufo bufo (common toad) is the source of this 2488-nucleotide messenger RNA. RefSeq names its product cytochrome P450 20A1. Gene Ontology annotation, molecular function: oxidoreductase activity, acting on paired donors, with incorporation or reduction of molecular oxygen; monooxygenase activity; iron ion binding. Gene Ontology annotation, cellular component: membrane. Lineage: Eukaryota; Metazoa; Chordata; Amphibia; Anura; Bufonidae. The record is from RefSeq and is a predicted model, not a curated record. The coding region runs from base 25 to 1461 and encodes 478 amino acids. The transcript has 13 exons.
GGCCGAAUGGGCUGAGCUCGCUGAAUGACACAUAGGCCGUGCUGCCGGGCGGCGGGCGCAGGACGGAGGAUGCUGGAUUUCGCUAUAUUCGCCAUCACCUUUCUCCUGAUCCUGGUGGGAGCCGUGCUGUACCUGUACCCGUCAUCUAGACAAGCAUGUGGUAUACCUGGACUUGCCCCCACAGAGGAGAAGGAUGGAAAUCUGCAGGACAUUGUGAACAAAGGGAGUCUACAUGAGUUCCUGGUGAAUUUACAUGAGAAGUAUGGCCCUGUGGCUUCCUUCUGGUUUGGUAGACGGCUUGUAGUGAGUCUUGGUUCAUUGGAUCUUUUAAGACAACACAUUAACCCCAACAAGACAUCCGACCCUUUCCAGAUGAUGCUGAAGUCACUCUUGGGAUACCAGUCAGGAGUUAUUAGGGAUUCAGCUGAAAGUCAUAUACAGAAGAAGUUGUAUGAGAAUGGAAUCAACAAGUCUUUGCAAAGUAACUUCAGUGUAAUAUUAAAGCUCUCUGAGGAGUUACUGUCAAAGUGGAGUUCGAUUCCUCAAUCUCAGCAUUUGCCCUUGUGUCAACAUAUGCUUGGGUUUGCCAUGAAAUCUGUUACUCAGGUUGCAAUGGGCAGCAUCUUUGAAGACGAUCAGGAAGUCCUCCGAUUCCGCAAAAACCAUGAUACUAUUUGGGCUGAGAUAGGAAAGGGGUUCCUUGAUGGAUCCAUAGAAAGGAGUCCCAAUAGAAAAAAACUGUAUGAGAAUGCUCUGAUGGAAAUGGAAACUGUGAUGAAGAGAGCCAUCAAGGAGCGCAGAGGAAAGAACCCUGGCAGAUAUGUGUUCAUGGACUCAUUACUACAAGGGAACAUGAGUGACAAGCAGGUUCUCGAAGACUGUAUGAUCUUCUCCUUGGCAGGGUGUGUGAUCACAGCAAACUUAUGCACAUGGGCCAUUUAUUUCUUGACAACUGCCGAAGGGGUUCAAGAAAAGUUGUACAAGGAGAUGACCCAGGUCCUUGGAAAAGGACCCAUCACAAUGGAGAACAUGGAACAGCUCAGCUAUUGCCGACAGAUACUGUGUGAGACCGUGCGAACAGCCAGCCUCACUCCAAUCUCUGCCCGUCUGCAAGAACUUGAAGGGAGAAUUGACCAGCAUGUCAUUCCUAAAGAGACUCUUGUGUUGUAUGCGCUCGGUGUAGUUCUACAGGAUAGCACAGCCUGGCCAUCGUCUUACAGAUUUAAUCCAGAACGGUUUGAAGAAGAAGCAGCCAAGCAGAACUUGACAUUGUUAGGCUUUUCUGGGAGCCAAGAGUGCCCUGAACUAAGGUUUGCCUACAUGGUAGCCACCAUACUUCUAAGUGUUCUCAUCAGGAAGCUGCAUUUACUGCCUGUGAAAGGUCAGGUGAUGGAGACCAAGUAUGAACUUGUGACUUCUCCAAAAGAAGAAGCUUGGAUCGCUCUGUCCAAGAGGAACUGAAAUGACCAGGCGCGUCCUGCCCUUCCUUUUCAUCUAGAGAAGACACAAAUAUUUUACUUCUCUUUCAACCCCGUUAUAUCUAUCCUCCCAACAACAUGACAGUGAAGUGUACCAGGAUAAUUAGUCUAAAUGAUUUAGUAAAUGUCCUCAGAAGGCAGUAUAACGGUUACGGGGUUACGUAGAACUCAUCAAUUAUUAACAUUCAGUACAGUUGCCGUUGCCUAAAAAUCCAGCUCCAGCUUGAAGGCCUUAUUUACACCACACUUGUUUGUGGAAGUUAAAGGGAACCUGUCACCAUGAAAAUGCAGUACAAUCUACAGGCAGCAUGUUAUAGAGCAGGAGGAGCUGAGCAGACUUCUAUAUGGAUUUAUUGGAAAUGAUAAAUCAAAACCUGUAAUUUAUUCACUGAAAUGUCUUCUCAUUCUCCGCUCCAUAGCCAUGUGGCCCAUCUUAUCAGUGACUGACUGCUCUCUAGGGUAUACAUAGAUACUUGGCUACUGAGGCAAUGAAUAAAUUACAAGUUUUGAUGAAUCAUUUUCCAUAAACUUAUAUCAGUCUGCUCAGCUCCUCCUGCUCUAUAACAUUCUGCCUGCUGUUUGCACUGCAUUUCAUGGUGACUGGUUCCCUUUAACAUUUAAUGCACUUGGAACAAAUACUGUAGGUAUUGUAAUCAUUUUAAUACACUGAUAAGGGUUGCCCACAUUACAGCGAUAAUGGACCAAUGUAGUCUUCUUUAAAUCCGUAGCUAUCCCAAAACUUGCGUUCAAUACACCAACUGACAGCAUCAGAUACAAGAUGUAUUUGAUAUCAUUGAUUUUCCUUGAAAGCAUAAAAUCUUCAAACAAAUCUUGUCUUCUAUAAUCUGAAUAUCUAUUGACGUGGUAGUGAAAAUUGUUCUUCUGCCAUUCAGGUAGCUAACAAACUGGAAUUAUUUUGGAAAGCUGUCUAGGUAAAGUAUUAGAACUUCAGAUUCAUCUAAUAGUUCUUCUCAUAAAAGUUUUAUUUUUUAUUUUUAUGUAGAAAACAU